AUGGCGACGGAGACGGUAACUCGGACCAAGGUCAGAGUGGGCAAAAAUGAAAAACUCCCGCCCGAAAAUGUUCGUUACAUGGCCGCCUGUGCCGACAUUGCUCGCGCGUUGGUCCAAGAAUAUGAAGCCAGCCUUGACGAUUCAAAACCAAAGAAGGAUGUCAACCUCAACCGGCUCCGAGGUGAUAUUGCCAAGAAACACAGACUCAGCAGCCAACCUCCUUUGACGGCCAUUCUGGCCGCCACCCCAGAGCAAUACAAGAAACAUCUUCUGCCAAAACUCAUUGCAAAGCCGGUACGGUCAGCGAGCGGCAUUGCCGUCGUGGCGGUCAUGUGUAAGCCGCAUCGGUGUCCACAUAUCGCUUUCACGGGGAACGUGUGCACCUACUGUCCCGGCGGCGUCGAUUCGGAUUUUGAAUAUUCCACCCAGUCCUACACCGGGUACGAGCCGACCUCGAUGCGAGCCAUCCGUGCUCGAUACGAUCCCUUUGAACAGGCUCGUGGGAGAGUCGACCAGAUUAAAAGUCUGGGACAUAGCGUUGACAAGGUGGAAUUCAUCAUCAUGGGUGGCACCUUCAUGUCCCUAGAUCAAGCCUACCGCGACAACUUCAUCGCUCAAUUACACAAUGCUCUGUCAGGCUACCAGACGGAAAACGUCGACGAAGCGGUUGCCGCCGGAGAAAUGUCCAACAUCAAGUGCGUCGGGAUCACGAUCGAGACCCGGCCCGACUUUGGACAAAUCGACCACUUGUCCGACAUGCUUCGGUAUGGAUGUACACGACUAGAGCUUGGUGUUCAAUCACUGUAUGAAGAUGUGGCUAGGGAUACCAACAGAGGCCACACUGUCGCAGCGGUCGUCGAAGCUUUCAAGUUCUGCAAAGAUGCCGGGUUUAAAGUUGUGUCGCAUAUGAUGCCCGAUCUACCGAACGUCGGCAUGGAACGAGAUCUCUACCAAUUCCAGGAAUACUUUGAAAACCCUGACUUCCGGACGGAUGGGCUCAAGAUCUAUCCUACACUAGUUAUUCGCGGCACCGGCGUCUACGAAUUAUGGCGGACGGGACGGUUUAAGAACUACACUCCAAACGCUCUGGUGGAUUUAGUUGCACGGAUAUUGGCCUUAGUGCCUCCUUGGACGAGAAUCUACCGUGUGCAGCGCGAUAUCCCGAUGCCAUUGGUCACUUCUGGCGUCGAAAAUGGCAAUUUGCGAGAGUUGGCACUGUCCAGAAUGAAAGACUUUGGCACGACCUGUCGAGACGUGCGAACCCGGGAAGUGGGAAUCAAUGAAGUGAAAAACAAGAUCCGACCGUCUCAAGUGGAGCUUGUCAGGAGAGACUACAUGGCCAACGGUGGCUGGGAGACUUUCCUUUCAUACGAAGAUCCGAAACAGGACAUCCUCAUCGGCCUGUUGAGACUGCGGAAGUGUACUACCACCCACACCUUCCGACCGGAGCUUACCGGUCAACCUACAAGUAUGGUCCGGGAGCUGCAUGUUUAUGGAUUGGCAGUCCCGAUCCAUGGCCGCGAGAAGAGCAAAUUCCAGCAUCAAGGCUAUGGCACGCUUCUGAUGAAGGAAGCCGAGCGCAUUGCUCGGGAUGAACAUGGCAGCGAGAAGCUGAGCGUCAUCAGUGGAGUGGGCGUACGAAGUUAUUAUGCACGUCUUGGUUACAGCCUUGAUGGACCAUAUAUGAGCAAGAUGCUAAUCUUUGACGAUGAUGAGGCUGAAGAUUGA
Molecule: messenger RNA, 1728 nt
Organism: Capronia coronata CBS 617.96
Lineage: Eukaryota; Fungi; Ascomycota; Eurotiomycetes; Chaetothyriales; Herpotrichiellaceae
Product: elongator complex protein 3
Exons: 1
Coding region: 1-1728 (575 amino acids)
Biological process (GO): tRNA wobble base 5-methoxycarbonylmethyl-2-thiouridinylation
Cellular component (GO): cytoplasm; nucleus; elongator holoenzyme complex
Molecular function (GO): acyltransferase activity, transferring groups other than amino-acyl groups; iron-sulfur cluster binding
Source: RefSeq, a predicted model, not a curated record